Messenger RNA from Leishmania braziliensis MHOM/BR/75/M2904, 1281 nucleotides. RefSeq lists its product as hypothetical. The record is from RefSeq and is a predicted model, not a curated record. Gene Ontology annotation, molecular function: protein binding. NCBI's taxonomy places the organism in Eukaryota, Euglenozoa, Kinetoplastea, Trypanosomatida, Trypanosomatidae. The coding region runs from base 1 to 1281 and encodes 426 amino acids. The transcript has a single exon.
AUGGAGUCGCUACAGAUGCAGUGGGUGGAGUGUCCACUGCUGGACGCUGCUGGUGUCGUUCUUCAUCCACCGUCCGGCAGCGACGACGACGAUGACGGUGACGACCCAAUCGAUCUUCUGAACCGGCGUGAGGGGCACUGCUCCGCAGUGGUGUACCCGGUAACAUCUAUCGACGUGCCCGCGGCAUCGUCGCGCGAGUCGUGGGUGCUCGUGUGCGGUGGGUACUCCAAUGGUAGCGUCUCGGCAACUCCGCUCGUGGCACGCACUACCCUCCUACCUGCGCUUCAGUGGGUUCGGCUGCCCCCAGUGGACGCGCUCGAGUGUGACGGUGCCACGCUGACCACGGUCGGGUCGGCAGUUGGCGUUGAGGCGAUGCCGACUACGGCGUCAGCUUCUUCGGCACUGUCCGGCGUCUGCACUACAGCGGCUCCUGCCGCCUACCUGUUUGGCGGGUUGGACGCAGAUAUGAACCGACGCAACACGUUGUACGCCGUCACCCUGCACAUCGAUGCAGAUGCGACACCUGUGAUGGUACAGGUGGCCGAGGUGCAGUGCACCGGCACGCCGCCCGAGGCUCGCGUGCGGCACGGUGCUGGCGGACACGCUGGCUGCCUCUAUAUUUUUGGAGGCGAAACAGACACCCAGGAGCAGUCCAGUGACCUGUACGUGUGCGACGUGCAAGCGGGAGUAUGGCGAGUCCUCGCCUCACCGUCGCCGCUGCUGUCUCCGGCGCCGCGACUGCUGUCGCUCAGUCUUCUGUUUAUGACACCCACAAUGUUUGUACUCUACGGCGGCGCACAUUUUGUGAAUGGUGACUUGCGCAGCUUUGCCGACGUGUGGAGCUUUGACCUCGCCACGGAGACCUGGUCGGUAGUGGUGCCUCCAGAAGCGGAUGAUAGUACACCCGGGUCGGAGUGGCGCGCUGAUGCCCCGCAACGCGUCUUGCCUCCAUCAAACGGCCACGCCGGUUGUGUGUUUGCGCUGCGGCCAUCAGGGAGCGCAACGUACGUGUGCGCCGCUUUUCUCGGAGGCAAGAACACAUCAGAGGGCGAUGAUGCCGUCAAGCUCGUCUGCUUCCGCCCCCAGACGAAAACGAUAGAGGUUUGUGCACGCUCUGCGACGCCUGUGGCAGUAAGCAGGAAGCUACCUCACUGGCGCUACACCCCGGCUGUGGUGAGCACAGAAAAGGGUCUGUUGCUGCUUGCUGGCCAGUGCCGUCAUCCACAGACACCGUCGGCAUUUCUUCUCACCGUGUCCAUCGGCGGUGUUGGAGGGGAGUGA